ACCCUACCGCUAUCUGGAUUUGUUCUCGGUAGCGCCAAGUUCAACUGCUCUAGCCUUCCACCAGUUAGGAUUCUUAAUGGUUUAUGUUCUAUUUGCAAUAUUUGUAUAAUUAUUUACAGUGUCCCAAUUAGCAAAACAGUGCUAAAUACAUUUGACACUUGAAUAAAGUUGUUCAGUAUUAUUUAUUUUGAUUGGAAACCCUGACUAAUUACUUAAUAACAUGUGAUGGUUUCCUGAAUGUUGCUCUAUGCGUUGCAUGUAAAGACUAUACAGAGCUCAAUUUUUGAUCAAAACCUGUAAGUUUUGACCAAAUUACUGGAGUACAAAUGGUAAUCUUUGUGUGUUUCCACUGUUUCAGGUCAGAUGUAUUGGGACAGAUUCUGCCAGUAGUAGGACAGGCUUGGGCUCAAUCAGGAGUGGCUCAUUUCUUUUGUGCCAUCCGGAAAAAUGGUUACAAAGUUCUUUAUUUAUCGGCUCGAGCUAUUGGGCAGGCCCAGCAGACUCGAGACUACCUGAAGAGCGUAAAACAGGAUCAGUUGAUGUUACCGGACGGACCAUUGCUUCUCUCGCCCGAGUCACUCAUCAAAGCCUUUCACAGAGAAGUGAUUGAGAAGAAGCCAGAGGAGUUCAAGAUCGCCUGUCUACGAGAUAUCCAGAGCUUGUUCCCGGCUUCAAAUAGAAAUCCUUUUUAUGCUGGAUUUGGGAAUAAAGUCAAUGUGAGUUUACUU
This is a messenger RNA of Orbicella faveolata, 728 nucleotides long. Its product is annotated as phosphatidate phosphatase LPIN3-like. Gene Ontology annotation, cellular component: nucleus. NCBI's taxonomy places the organism in Eukaryota, Metazoa, Cnidaria, Anthozoa, Scleractinia, Merulinidae. Gene Ontology annotation, molecular function: transcription coactivator activity; phosphatidate phosphatase activity. Gene Ontology annotation, biological process: fatty acid catabolic process; triglyceride biosynthetic process; cellular response to insulin stimulus. The record is from RefSeq and is a predicted model, not a curated record.